UCACUCCCCCAUCUCUUCUUUUUGCUCUUCCCUCUUUAAUUGUUUGUUGCUGCACUCUUCCUGCGAGGGGUGCCGUGUGUUUCCGCCCAACUGCUCCACUCGCACACCCACCGACACGCUCAUGACGACGGCCCUGUGCGCCUCGCCUGCUGCACGCAUGAGGAGGGGCCGCGACGAACGGCGCGCUGAGGGAGCCGUGACGUGUGGGCGUGCGACGAGGGCCUGUGGGGCGGAGCACACAUUUCUUCCCUCUUGUUUUGUUUUCUUGCGGCCAGGGCGGGCAGACACCCGCAGCGCCACACACACAGCCACACCCUGCCGCCGUGUUUUUCUUCAAGGAUUUGUUUUGCUUCGCGUGUUUAUUUCACGCGGUGGCGCACCCUCCGGUGUCGGCCUCGUGAGCAUUUCUCUCCCCUCCGAUGAUUUUUUCUUUUGCUGCGCUCACUCUCCCGAUGGAGAGACGCGACUGCCGUCAUGUCUGCGUGCUUCUCUCAGUCCCCACACACACGAGUGA
Molecule: messenger RNA, 514 nt
Organism: Trypanosoma cruzi
Lineage: Eukaryota; Euglenozoa; Kinetoplastea; Trypanosomatida; Trypanosomatidae
Exons: 1
Source: RefSeq, a predicted model, not a curated record